Molecule: messenger RNA, 270 nt
Organism: Brenthis ino (lesser marbled fritillary)
Lineage: Eukaryota; Metazoa; Arthropoda; Insecta; Lepidoptera; Nymphalidae
Source: the annotation of a GenBank genome assembly
AUGUUCUCCCGACCGAUUCCGGCCACGGCGGCCAAUCUCAUUGAGACUAGCCAAGUGCGCAGGAGAUAUUAUAGUGCACAAGUGUACGCGCAGACACAAUUGCACUCUCUAUUCCUGUCAUCCUCAUACUCCGGUGGGACGACCACUCGACACGACCAGGCAAGGGGGUUGCCGCCUUACCCCACUGGCUCCGUAAGGGCGGUGAGGGAGAAGGGCGGGAAGGGCGGAAAGGGCGGAGGCUGUGACGUCAGCGGUCGACGCCCGAACAGC